Messenger RNA from Phacochoerus africanus (Common warthog), 5060 nucleotides. It is a transcript of the gene ZBTB33, whose product is annotated as zinc finger and BTB domain containing 33. Gene Ontology annotation, molecular function: protein binding; DNA-binding transcription factor activity, RNA polymerase II-specific; RNA polymerase II cis-regulatory region sequence-specific DNA binding. The transcript has 2 exons. Gene Ontology annotation, biological process: regulation of transcription by RNA polymerase II. Gene Ontology annotation, cellular component: nucleus. The record is from RefSeq and is a predicted model, not a curated record. NCBI's taxonomy places the organism in Eukaryota, Metazoa, Chordata, Mammalia, Artiodactyla, Suidae. The coding region runs from base 136 to 2154 and encodes 672 amino acids.
GUCGACGUCGACCAAGACUGGAGCGACGUUUAAAGAAGGAGCCGAAUCGCCGCGGAGUCCGGCGUCUGGUUGUUGGAGGACUCCCACCCUUCCGCGCGGCCCGACGACGAGAAGCGGCGGCGCCGGGAAGCAGGCAUGGAGAGUAGAAAACUGAUUUCUGCUACAGACAUUCAAUACUCUGGCAGUCUGCUGAACUCCCUGAAUGAGCAACGUGGCCAUGGACUUUUCUGUGAUGUCACCGUUAUUGUGGAAGACCGAAAAUUCCGAGCCCACAGGAACAUUCUUUCAGCUUCUAGUACUUACUUCCAUCAGCUCUUCUCAGUUGCCGGGCAAGUUGUUGAACUGAGCUUUAUAAGAGCAGAGAUCUUUGCAGAAAUUCUCAAUUAUAUCUAUAGUUCUAAAAUUGUUCGGGUUAGAUCAGAUUUACUUGAUGAGUUAAUUAAAUCAGGGCAGUUGUUAGGAGUGAAGUUUAUAGCAGAGCUUGGUGUCCCAUUGUCACAGGUUAAAAGCAUCUCAGGUACCCCUCAAGAUGGUAAUGCAGAAACCUUACCUCCUGGUUCUAGUGACAAGAACCUUGAAAUACAGAAAUCAAAAGAUGAAGCCCAAGAUAAUGGGGCCACUAUAAUGCCUAUUAUAACAGAGUCUUUUUCCUUAUCUGCUGAAGAUUAUGAGACAAAAAAGAUCAUUGUUACUGAUUCAGAUGAUGAUGACGAUGACGUCAUUUUCUGCUCUGAGAUUUUGCCUGCAAAGGAGACUUUGCCGAGUAACAAUGCGGUGGCACAGGCCCAGCCUAACCCAGGCUCUGUUGCUAUUUCAGAUGUUGCACCUUGUGCGAGCAGUAGCUCUCCCCCUUUAACAAGUAUCACGCCUCCUCAGAAACUUCCUACUUCUGUGAAUCAGGCAACUCUGAGCCAAACACAGGGAAGUGAAAAAUUGCUGGUAUCUUCGGCCCCAACACAUCUGACUCCCAACAUUAUUCUGUUAAAUCAGACACCACUUACCAACCCACCAAAUGUCAGUUCUUCACUUCCAAAUCAUAUGUCUCCUUCAAUCAAUUUACUUGUGCCGAAUCAGCAGCCACCAAACAAUGCUGUUUUAACAGGAAACAAGGCCAAUGAAGAGGAGGAGGAAGAAAUUAUAGAUGAUGAUGAUGACACUAUUAGCUCCAGUCCAGAUUCGGCGGUCAGUAAUACAUCUUUGGUCCCACAGGCUGAGAUCCCCCAAAAUACCACUUUUGAUGGAUCAUUGAUACAGAAGAUGCAGGUUCCUACACUUCUGCAAGAGCCACUUUCCAAUUCUUUAAAAAUUUCAGAUAUAAUUACUAGAAACACUAAUGAUCCAGGUUUAGGAUCAAAACAUCUCACGGAGGGUCAGAAGAUUAUUACUUUAGAUACAGCUACUGAAAUUGAAGGCUUGUCGACGGGUUGCAAGGUUUAUGCGAAUAUUGGUGAAGAUACUUAUGAUAUAGUGAUCCCUGUCAAAGAUGACCCUGACGAAGGGGAGGCCAGGCUUGAGAAUGAGAUACCAAAAACAUCUAGCAGUGAGACGGCAAAUAAACGUAUGAAAGUAAAACAUGAUGAUCACUAUGAGUUAAUAGUAGAUGGAAGGGUCUAUUAUAUCUGUAUUGUAUGCAAAAGGUCGUAUGUCUGUCUGACAAGCUUGCGGAGACAUUUUAACAUUCAUUCUUGGGAGAAGAAGUAUCCUUGCCGUUACUGUGAGAAGGUAUUUCCUCUUGCAGAAUAUCGUACAAAGCAUGAAAUUCAUCACACGGGGGAGCGAAGGUAUCAGUGUUUGGCCUGUGGCAAAUCUUUCAUCAACUAUCAGUUUAUGUCUUCACACAUAAAGUCAGUUCAUAGUCAAGAUCCUUCUGGAGACUCGAAGCUUUAUCGUUUACAUCCAUGCAGGUCUUUACAGAUCAGACAAUAUGCAUACCUUUCUGAUAGGUCAGGCACUAUGCCUGUAAUGAAGGAUGAUGGUAUUGGGUAUAAGGUUGAUGCUGGGAAAGAACCUCCAGUAGGGACCACAUCUGCUCCUCAGAACAAGCCAAUGACCUGGGAAGAUAUUUUUAUUCAGCAGGAAAAUGAUUCAAUUUUUAAACAGAAUGUAACAGAUGGCAGUACUGAGUUUGAAUUUAUAAUACCAGAAUCUUAUUGAACUCCUUUGAAAUUUCAGAAAGUUUUGGUUUUGAUUAAGGGGCAGGGCUUUCAGAAGACCUGUAAAACAAAGGUUCUCAAGUUAAUAGGAUCUGCCACGUCACCUGAAGGUAGUCUAGUUGGAUUAUUUGUUGAUAAUUUUUAGAAGCAAGUUAUUCUGAAAGUUUGAAUAGAGAUGGAGCAGUUUUUCCCCCAAGUAUCUGUUUAUAUAGUUAGCUUUCAGCACAUUCAAAAGAGGCAAAAAAAAAAAAGCUUGGAGAGAUAGUUUCCUGAAUAGAAUUUGAAGCAGUCUGAAUGUUUGAAAAUAACUGGAGUUAUUAGCAUACAUACCCUAGUUUAUCUUGCAACUUACCCCUUCUGUGUUAGCACUUUACUGCUGAAUUCUCAAUUUUCUUAAUAUUGAGACUAUAAAUGUGUGUUGUGUCUUGUAUAUGGCAUAAAAAGUAAACAAGAACUUUUAAAGUUGUCCUGGAAAUUUUCAGAAUAAGUCUCUGCUUGGUUGUCUUGGCUGUGUAUUCUGCUGGUCCAAAUGGCCUCCUGCCCCUCAUGAAAAUGGCCAUGCAGACAGGUCUCUCAUUUGAAAAAUGAAUUAGUUUUAGCUAAUCAGAAUUAAAUCUUGCUUGUAUUGCCAUAGUCUGGAAAAGACUUUGGUAGCUGGACUGUUGUGUAUAUACCUUUGCAAUGUGGUUUCCUUGGGCAAAAAUACUAAAGGAAAUCUGUAAUGCAGACAGGAGGAGAUGAAAAGUUCUCUUGCGUUUGUUUUGAAUUCUGUGAAUGGAGAUUUCCUUUUUGCUCAUUAUGGUUAUAAAUAUUCCCAUGAAGUUUUUCAAAUUUCGAAUCUGAAAACCAAAUUAAUCUUUAUGUAUAAGUCUUUAUAAAUGACAAAUUUCAUAAAUGAGAUGCCUACAUAUUUUGGGCAGGAGGCCACUGGCAUAUAUUUUUAAAUGUUCAUAGUACUUAGAAUCUCUUAAUAGGAAGUUCUUAUUUGAAAUAGUUGAAUCCGUGUUCUAGUAUUUUCCUUUCAGUAAGACCUUUUAGGUUUUUACUCCUUCUAAAAUGUUCCAUUCCAUGUGCAAAUUGCUGCAAUAUCAUAGCAGUCAGAAGCUAUAUGUGGAUGUUAAAUAGGCUUGUUGAUUCCCAUUUAUCUUGCAAACAAUAAAUACCACCUUCUUUUUAAAAUGACACAUAUUUAAACACUUAGAAAAUAAAGUAAAAACUUACUGAAGUGCUAGUACUAAAAGGGAAGCAAGUUGGAACAAAUAUAUAGCCUAGCAUUUAUAACAGGAUUGACUUGUUGAACUUCUGUAAAUGACAUUUUGCAAAGGAAAAAAAUUAAUAGAUACUGAGAAAGAUUGUUGUGCCUAGUUAUUAGUCAUUUGUAACCUUGCUUAAGUAUUUCUUAAUUCAACAUAGAUAUUUUCUUUCUCCUUAACCAUGUGUUUUUGAAAAUAGUCUAUUUCUUGACUUUGAACUUAAAGCUUUAAUCAUAAUUUCUCAUGUAUACAUCAUUCUUUUAACAGUAAGCUAGUUUUGAAGUUAAUGGUUUCAGUGUUUCUUACGAUGGUAGCUGAGGGUAUCAGGCAUCAGUAUUUGCAGUAAUAUAAGGAGGAAGAAAAACAAUACAAUCCUCUGCUUACCAAGGAUUAGAAUGAUGUGCAUCUGUUUUCUGUUCUGUGAGUUGAGACCUUUAGACCAGUCUAAACUAAUCCUUGGAAAAUUUUAAAUUACUUUAUAACUUAAGACUCUGAUCUCUGGAAUUGCAGUAUUUGUUUCCUUUCUGUGCAGGCAUUGAUAACAUCACUCUUUAACUAUAGGGUAUAUACUGAAAUAUUGUCAGUGGCAAUUUGUUUCAUUAAUGCUGUUUCACCAGUUAGACAUAAUUCUCCUAAAGGGUGAAUGAUGCUGAUGCCAGCAGAGCUUCCAGUCCUUUCAGACUUAACUGCAAGGUAAAUUAGUUUGUCAUAACUUGCUAUUAUGACAAAUCAGGAAUUAAUUCUACAAUGGAAAACUAUCCAUUCUGAAUUAUCUGGAUAUAAUUAUUUGCUUCUGCUGUGCUCUGUGUAAAUUCUGAGUAUCAAAUUUCUACUUGGCCUACUGAAGGUAUCUUGUAGAGUUUUUUUGGGGAGGAGGAAAACUGGAAAAUUCACUUUAAAUUGUAUUUUUGCCAGAAGACUCUUACUUGCACGUAUGUCAGGAUCUUCAGUUUCUCUAGAAGUCUCUAUAUCCAAAGUUCAGAAUUCAUGCGGAAUACUCCUAUGGGGUUAAACCCCUUCACUACCAGCAUUUAUGGGGUUGGAAAUCAAUAGCAAGAUGCUGUUCAAAACUUAUGAUGGGGUUUUUCUAUUUUAUACUUAGUUUUCUGGCAGUUGAAAUUCCUAUUUUUUUCUCUCAAGUUGGCCUCAAAUUUGCUCUUAAGCCAAAUUACCUAUAAAUAUUUUGGAUAGGUUCUGUUUGAAAUAACAGUUUGUUAAAAGAGAUGACAGAAAAUGAAAAUGCUCAAACUAAGCCAAGAUUUUUAAGUGCCAUAGCAGUCUUGCAAGAUUUCACUUUAUAUUUUAAAUGAUCGUUAUUAUCCUUUUGGUGGUAACGAUCCACCACAUACAACCAUUAUGAGGAAUUGGAUGCUCCAUUUUUCUUGUACCAAAAAGAUAAAACGAAUGGUAAACAUGAUUGCGGUAUUUUGCAUUUCCAAGGCAGGCAUAUUCUAAAGAAUUCACUGCUAAUUCAACAGCACUGGCUUUCUCACUUCUGUCAAUCAUAUGAAACCUUGUUCAUUUCUACCUAAUACUGUAAUGUUGAUACUUGUACAAUCUCCCCUGUCAUGACUUUAAGUUCUACUUUUCAUUAACCGUUACCUGAUAUUAGUUCGUAGAGCUUCUUAUGGCAAAAAUAAAAUGUUUUAAUUCU